Messenger RNA from Xylaria bambusicola, 954 nucleotides. Its product is annotated as phytanoyl-CoA dioxygenase. The record is from RefSeq and is a predicted model, not a curated record. The coding region runs from base 1 to 954 and encodes 317 amino acids. Lineage: Eukaryota; Fungi; Ascomycota; Sordariomycetes; Xylariales; Xylariaceae. The transcript has 2 exons.
AUGGAGCCGGCCGAGACACAGGAGAAAUACCCUACUCCUCGCCUGUUGCCUCCUGUUGAUGCAUCGUAUCAACCGGCUAGGUCCCCCACCAAGCUUCCCGCAACGGCGCCCCUGGAAGAAAUUCUCGAGGUCCUUGAUCGAGAUGGCGGUGUUGUUUUGACCAACUUUGCCACACAGGAGACCAUGGACAAGAUCGAUGAGGAGCUUGAUCCUCAUGUGAAUGCUAUAUCUGCCAAUGAUUCCUACGAUGACUUCAUUGGAAAGAAGACGCUGGUUAUUCCCGGCUUAGUAGGAAAAUCAGAUACCAUUGCCAACAUCCUUGAUACCAACGAGACCAUAGAGCAGCUCCUCAAAGUCCUCUUGGAGGAGAGAUACCCUGCCGUUUUCGAGCAGCAUACUGAGGAGCUGGUCGUUGAUCCCUUGUUGAGUAUCUCCUUGGGUUUCUGGGUUGGACAUGGUUCCCCUCGUCAAGCACUACACAAGGACGACAUGAUAUUCUCCAGCAAGCACCCCCCUAACAUGAAAAUCACUGAAGUGGAUGGCUUCAGCUGUUUCAUUGCUGGAACCAACGUUACCCGUGAAAAUGGUGGCACUAUGGUUGUACUUGGGUCCCACAAGUGGGAACAUGAGCGACGUGGCAGACCUGAUGAGGUGUCUUUCCUCGAAAUGGAGCGAGGCUCUGCUUUCAUUUUCCUUGGGAACUUGGCUCACGGAUCUGGGUAUAAUACUACACAGGAGGUUCGCAAGAUCAUAAACCUCGUCUUCUGUCGUGGUAUUCUGCGUCAAGAGGAGAACCAGUUCUUGUGUAACCCUCGAAGCAAAGUCCUAAAGAUGAGCCCUAAGUUACAAAAGCUGCUCGGAUUCAAGAAACCAGAAAAGACUUGGUUGGGUAUGGUUGACAAUGAAGACCCUGCGAAAGAUCUUGCUGCUGUCUAUGACAAAGUAUUCUCGUAA